AUGUCAUUACGUCUCAUUCCAGAAAAAGGAAGUCACUCGUCGGUAUCAACAACUACCUUCGGAGAUGUCUCAGAGAACACGCCCGCAUUGCAAGAUACAUUAAGAGCACAGGAAGGUCCUUUGAAUAUAGCCUCCAAAUUAAACAAUCGCCAUCCUUUGGAGUCUAGAAUACAGAAUUGGGAGAAGACUCAGCAAGAUACAAGAAUGGAGACAUACAGGCGUGUGUUUGGCGCUGGUGAGCCAAUUCGCAGAACGAUGGAGUUGAACAUUGUUGAAGCAACUGAUUUUAAACCCCUGGUGCUUGGUGGUUCUGACACUUUACACCGUGACAUACUAUUGAAUAGAGAAACAACGGUAGAUUGGGAGGAUAUCUACAAGGGUGGCUUCGAGGCUGGUGCCAAUGUGCCAGAUUUUCACACCGAGAUGGAGAAGAAGCUUGGUAUGUAA
This is a messenger RNA of Candidozyma auris, 447 nucleotides long. RefSeq lists its product as uncharacterized. Lineage: Eukaryota; Fungi; Ascomycota; Pichiomycetes; Serinales; Metschnikowiaceae. Gene Ontology annotation, cellular component: nucleus; cytoplasm. The transcript is spliced from 2 exons. The coding region runs from base 1 to 447 and encodes 148 amino acids. Gene Ontology annotation, biological process: proteasome assembly. The record is from RefSeq and is a predicted model, not a curated record.